GUCAGUACACCCUCUGCCCCGGAGACAAGACCUCAACCCAAGAGAAAGGGAAGACAUACUUCGCUCAUAAAGGAUAUAAGAAGUAUACAUCAGAAUCGGCAGCGCCACGAUCGUCGAGAGCCAUCUGUUUCGGCACCCACCGGAGUCGGGGUCUGUUAGUCAUGCUGGCCCUGCUGUCUGGUGCAUAGGUAGUACUGUACUGUACUGUACUCCCACCCGUUCUGGUUGAUCGCUUCGAUCCUUUCCUGAGCAGGGGCAUUGGAGGGGAGGGGGGCCCCGGAGGGGGUAGGGCAAGCAUAUGCUGAUCGUCCGUCACGGGAGACGAAUAUCCCCACCCCAAGUAGACGCAUGGCUCUCCAAUCAAGAUAACACAAGGAAAAGGGCAAAGGGGGGCGGGGGAAACUCACUUCCUCGCGGCAGCUUUAUACUCCUUCGUCUGCCGAAUGUCCUUCGUGGGGAGCGGGGGCCGGGUGCCUCCGCCUACUCUCGGGGGAGUAUUGCUUCCUGGGAUCCGGGAUGCGAGAGGCGUGUGGCGGAGGUGGGCAUCGGGGAGGACGACGCGUCGGGGUGGGGGUUUGGGGGUGGGUUGCGAUGGAGAUCUGGGAGUGGGAGUGGGAGUGGGUUUGGAUGGGCGGGGGGUGGGAGUGGAGGGGGGCAUUAUAGAUUGAUUUCUUUCUGUAUCGGGUUUGCUCUUUGUUUGGUGUGUGAAAUAUGAAGGAUCAGGGGACUGAGGAAUGUGUUGAUUGUGUUUAUGUUUGGAUGUCCCAGGAACAGUAUUAAAGAGAUGUCUUGAUGUUGAGGC
Aspergillus japonicus CBS 114.51 is the source of this 802-nucleotide messenger RNA. RefSeq lists its product as uncharacterized. Lineage: Eukaryota; Fungi; Ascomycota; Eurotiomycetes; Eurotiales; Aspergillaceae. Bases 299 to 715 code for a protein of 138 amino acids. The record is from RefSeq and is a predicted model, not a curated record. The transcript has a single exon.